UCUGUUCCCAUUGGAAACAACAGACGGUGGUCUAUCUUCAUUUAGUUAUACAAUCUUUGAUUAUACAUUCAUUCAGACGUCACAUCCAGCAAGUAGAGAAGGCGGGGGAAAUGUGGUUUUGGAGAAAGAGAUGGCAGAAGCUGAUGUGGAUCUUGAAUCAAGGAGUAACGUACAGUGCUGAGAAUGUUCCUUAUCUUGUAGCACUAUGGGUUAUUAAUGAGGAGAAGCGGAUCGGAUUACCAAUCUUGAAGAACCCAUUUGAGAUAUCCAAAUUGGUGGAGAAAGUGCUGGACAUCUUCCUUUCCUUCUCCUCCCUACGCCUCCUGGCCCCUCCCAUCCGGCUGGUCUCUGCUGCCAUGUGGAAGGUGAUGAAGCAACGCGAUGUGAUGCAUUAUGGGACGCUGGAGGAGUUUGUGACAUCCUGCUGUGAGACUGUCCCUGGCCUGCUCACAUCUAGACACCAGGCCAAGCUGGCUCUGGGGCUGAGAUCACGGCUGAUAUUAGAGCUGUGCAAUGGCUCAGACCCACCAGAUCCAGCGGUUAUCCUUACCCAGCUGGAAAGGAUCCGUGCCCCCAACCCGUCCUCUGCCCUGAAAAAGGAUGUGAAGAUUGAAACAGCAGUGACCAACCUCCGGGACCUGGUUGAAAGCUUUCUGAAAGACCCCACAGAGAGAGAACUAUUCUACAAGGUGGAGUUUCCGUCAGAGUAUGGGCCUCAGUUUGACCAGGAGCUGGAGAAACUGCUGUGGGAGUUCCUGCUCCGACUGGACCAGCUUCUCCCAGUGCCCAACCUGGCUCAGACGGUGUCGUGGCUCACUGCUGCCCCUCCUGUCCUGGAGGAGUGUGCGCAGGCUGCCUCCCAACCCCAGCUCCUGAGGACCCUGCUCCAGCACCAGAUCUGCCUGGGACACCUGGAUUCUGCAGCUUCUCUCUCUCCGUGUAUGGGUGACUACCUCCUCUCAUCACUCUCUCUCCCUCCCUCUGGAAGAGUGCAGCAAAGCGUCAAAUCAAGAUCUAAGCCUGCCUUGGUUUCCACCCCAAGUCCUCUGUCUUUAACCCCAUUAACCGAUUACAGACAAACAAACUUGUCAUUGCCCGUCGCACCUGUGAUUGGCGGGAUUUGCAACGAAGACCUUCCAGUCAUGGCUUCAGCCAAUAAGAGGGCAAGAACUUUCCAGGAAGACGUUGUUAUCCAAUCGGUUUCAAGAGAUGUGGAGGAGGACGCUGAGUCAACGGAGAGGUCCAAAUAUACAUGCGUCAAAAGCAGAGAAGAGGAAUCCGGAGAGGACGAGGAGAUCAUGGUCAUGAGAAGAGGGAGGAAGAGGAGGAGUGUGAGAGACAGAGGGAGUGAAAGAGUGCUCAGGAGAGGGUGUGGGGGGGAGUUUGUUAGAGAUGGAGAGGAGGAUAUGACGAGCAGUAGAGAUGGAGAGACUGAGAGAGACCUUCUUAGGGACUGUUUGGUCCAGUUGGGGAUCGCAAACCUCAAGGUUCCGGAAGACCAUCGCCUCUAUUCUUACAUCACAGCCUGUCUGCUCAACAAACCCAGGGUGCUCAUCCCCCGACUGACUUCAACAGACAUCCCUGCUCUUUUGAAGUCACAACCUCCUUCCUGCAGCAACGGGACACCAACAGCAGGGGAAGGGAGCUCUCUAUGGGGACAGAGGCCCAAGUUGCCGGCGAUAACGGCAUGUCGGCUUCCUUCGACCUGGCAACGGAAGUUGAGUGACAGGUCAUUGACCCUAGAUAUGGGGCUUCCAGCAUCAGCUGACAAAGAAUGCUGCUUUGGGAGAAAUCAAUAGGCGAAUAUCACAGCCAAUCACAACACUGGCGGGUAAGUAGUACUGAGAAACACUGUCAUUCCACUAUUACUGCAGAUAUAUUAUGGACUCCAAAAUAUACAUUUAUUGUGAAGUACCAUGAACAUUGCCAAAACGCAACACUAUGAUCUCUUCUCAAUUUAGUUAUUUUAACUACCAGUUAAUCCAAUAUCAGAAACUGCAAGACACAUGUUUCAAAAUUGACCUUUGAAUGUAAUAUGCUACAAAUGUGAUUGAAGACAUCUUUCACGACCGUUUAUGAAAAAUAACGGAUGUAUUGUUCAGAUCUCAUUACAACAUAGGUGUACAACAGUGCUAGUGUCAACAAAAUGCAUGUUGUGCUUUACUGGCUUAAAGUAGAGGAGCGAUUUUCUGCACCGUUUCUCAUUUUCUUAGAAAUAUUAAUGUGUUGAACUCCAAACUGUCUAUUCAAUCAACUAACAUACAGCUCUGACAAACAUUUCAUAUUCCACAAGACAUUCAACCAGAGCUCUCUUCACUGUCCCUAAAGUCAAAACGAACUCAAAGCAAUGCCCAGUAGUACUGUAUAUAGAGCCAUGAUAGCAUGGAACUCCCUGCCAUCUCUAAUCACUCAAGCAAGCUGCAAAAUUAGCUUUAAAAAAAUGAAUAAAACUGCACACUGCCUCUGACCUAUAGCUGGUAGCAUCUCCCUUCCGAGCACCUCUGGUGCUGGGGUAAAGAUAAGAUGUGUCCUUGGCAUUAGGAUAUCGGGACCUGCUUAGAGAAAGCAAUGGUAAAGCAAAGCCUCAGUAGAGUAAGGACUGCAGUUUCCUCUAUUGCCGCAGGGUCGGUAUAGGGACCUGUUCUGUUUACUCUUUUAUAUAAAUAAUAUUGGUCUAUGUGUUAAAUCCUGUCAUAUUCUUCUGAAUGCAGACGAUACGGUUAUGUAUGCCAUUGCACUGACUUGUAUCAAGCUAUGAUAGAGCUGCAUUCUGAUUUGGUUGCAUUACAGAAAGCCCUUGUUGAUUUAAAACUUGGAGUGAUACAUUUCUGAUGGUCUACAUAUUCACUCUUUGGAUGGCUCGUAUCAUCAAGUGGGUUCCCGCCUAUAAAUAUCUGAGCGUCUGGAUUGAUAAAUAUCUGAGCGUCUGGAUUGAUAAAUAUCUGAGCGUCUGGAUUGAUAAAUAUCUGAGCGUCUGGAUUGAUAAAUAUCUGAGCGUCUGGAUUGAUAAAUAUCUGAGCGUCUGGAUUGAUAAAUAUCUGAGCGUCUGGAUUGAUAAAUAUCUGAGCGUCUGGAUUGAUAAAUAUCUGAGCGUCUGGAUUGAUAAAUAUCUGAGCGUCUGGAUUGAUAAAUAUCUGAGCGUCUGGAUUGAUAAAUAUAUUAACGUUUAAAAAUACAUUUUUAAAAAAACGUACAGAUGCGCUACACAAAGAGCUAAGAUUUAAAGCUAAGAUUUUUCUUACGCUGUACCUCAGAUAACCCUUCAUGGGCUGUACGCUGUACCUCAUAACCCUUCAUGGGCGGUAGACUUUACCUCAGAUAACCCUUCAUGGGUGGUACACUGUACCUCGGAUAACCCUUCAUGGGUGGUACACUGUACCUCGGAUAACCCUUCAUGGGUGGUGGGUGGUACACUGUACCUCGGAUAACCCUUCAUGGGUGGUAGACUGUAACACUGUACCUCAGAUAACCCUUCAUGGGCGGUAGACUGUAACACUGUACCUCAACCCUUCAUGGGCGGUACGCUGUACCUCAGAUAACCCUUCAUGGGCGGUACGCUGUACCUCAGAUAACCCUUCAUGGGCGGUACGCUGUACCUCAGAUAACCCUUCAUGGGCGGUAGACUGUAACAAGCCUCAAGGAAUGUAGCUCAUUCUGAGCAGGGGUGACGGAAGCGAAGUGAAGCCUGUAUGUCUGUUUAGUUCAUUUUAUUUUCUGGGGUGAAGGACAAUAGGUGGAGCCCUGUAUGAACUGACAUAAGUGUAACUGUCUUGGAAUGUUUAAUUUUACCUAAUGGUAACUAACAAAAGGCCUACAAGUUUAAGAGAUUACAUGUUACCGUAAGAAACCCAUUGCGGGUGGUAACUGUAAAAAGUCUAUACUUUACCCCAGGAUACCAAUUACAAGAGGUGCUAUAGAAACAAGGUAGCUUUAUUUUAGCAAAAAGUAUCAGCCUAUUUGCAACGCACCGUAUUAUUGUAUUUUUGUAUUUUUGUUUUUGUGGUUUGCACAUGAUUAUGAAAGUGUAUGUAAUUCUGUCCUUGUGAUGCACUUGUCUAUUAAUGUUCUGUGUCUUUUGUGUGGACCCCAGGAAGAGUAGCUGCUGCUUUAGUAGUAGCUAAUGAGGAUCUGAAUAAAAUACCCCGAAAAGUA
Molecule: messenger RNA, 4152 nt
Organism: Oncorhynchus kisutch (coho salmon)
Lineage: Eukaryota; Metazoa; Chordata; Actinopteri; Salmoniformes; Salmonidae
Exons: 7
Coding region: 111-1799 (562 amino acids)
Biological process (GO): regulation of telomere maintenance via telomere lengthening; telomere capping
Cellular component (GO): shelterin complex
Molecular function (GO): telomeric repeat DNA binding
Source: RefSeq, a predicted model, not a curated record